GCGAGCAUGACCGACAAACUCCAAGAAGCAGGACUCUAUAUUGAUGAUCUGAAUAAACUACGUAUCGUUGAUCCAGCCGUAACACAUGACACCAACGAGCUUAAAACAGAAUGCGAAAACUAUCUGUCCAAAGUUGAAGACUUUCAGUCAAUUGUUCAAAAUCUAACUGCGAUGCUCGCUUCGGUUGCUGAACAGGUGGAAAAACAAAAGCUAAAGGUUAGAUUGGCUUGCGUUGUAUCCAAACUUGAACGCCCAGGCAAUCGUGUCGAGAAACCAGCUCAGCACGCGUUUGCAAUCAUUGCAAAAGGAAGAAGCCGAUCAGUUGGAAUUUAUCGAACGGUUCCUUAUGGGAAGAUGACAUCAUCGACAUCAGUGUUCCACACCGAUGCUUCAGUGCCGUACAACUUUGAUUUAUUUGAAAGCCUUAUUGUAAUGAAAAGAAUAAAGACAUUCACUCAGGCAAUCUGGAUAGAAACUGACAACAAGAACGCCACUGACAUCAGCUGGCAGCCAACCAGGCACAGUGAGGAUCACGCGAUCCCCAUCCUGGAAGGCGAGUAG
Opisthorchis viverrini is the source of this 561-nucleotide messenger RNA. RefSeq lists its product as hypothetical. Gene Ontology annotation, cellular component: intraciliary transport particle B; centrosome; Golgi apparatus. The transcript has 5 exons. Gene Ontology annotation, biological process: protein localization to cilium; centrosome localization; intraciliary transport. The coding region runs from base 7 to 561 and encodes 184 amino acids. The record is from RefSeq and is a predicted model, not a curated record. NCBI's taxonomy places the organism in Eukaryota, Metazoa, Platyhelminthes, Trematoda, Opisthorchiida, Opisthorchiidae.